AUGAUGCUCUUUCUUGGCACUAUUUUGCUGGGUUUGUUGCAUGGGUCCGUCGCACAACACGACUUGGAUCUUUACUCCUUCGUUACACUCCCCGAAGUCCGGGCGCUAAAGUUCGAAAUCGAACAUAUUGAUCGUGAGCGCCAAGCACCGGGUUAUUGGUUCGUUGCGCCUUAUGGCCAAAUCGACCCCGAGGAAUCGACUCAUCGGUACCAACAAUAUCAAGUUGGACCGUAUAUUUACGAUAAUGAUGGAAAACUUGUCUGGGCCGGAUCCCCGUUAUACGACAACCGUAAUAUCUUCGAUUUCAAAGCGAACUGGAACAUUGAUGAUCAACCCCACCUGUCAUUCAUCCUUCAACAUGACGACCAUGUGAAGGGCAGUGGAAUGAUUAUGAACAACAAAUACGAGGUCGAGCAUGAGGUCGGGGUCGUUAAUGAUAUCCAGUACUUCAACAUGCACGAAUUCAAUAUCAUGGAUGGUGGUCAGACUGUUCUUGCUUGCACAUAUCGCACCCAAACUAUCAGCUUCGAGGACUUCGGCCGGCCCGAUGAGGAGACUUGGGCGCAGACGGGUGGAUUUGUAGAGCUGGAUAUCAACUCAGGCGAUGUUCUGUAUGAAUGGGACUCUCGCGAUCGGAUCCCUGCACACGAAUCUGUUAAGCUACAUUCUUGGAGUUCGACCAGUGACGCACCUGGCUCAGACUACGUUCAUAUUAACGCCGUUGAUAAGAAUUACGCUGGUGAUUACAUUAUCUCUAUGCGAUUCACCAACACUAUCUAUGGAAUUUCGGGUCAGGAUGGCAGCAUUAUGUGGCGACUCGGUGGAUCCGAAAGCAACUUUGAUCAGGAUUUCACCUUCCAUAAACAACACGACGUCAAAUUCCUCUCAUCCAAUGAAACAAUGCAUGUUAUCUCUAUGAUGAACAACGGUGCCGAUGAGGGAGAGGCCGAUGAGCGUAUUUCCGCUGCCCUGCACAUUACCCUCGACAUGACCACAAUGGAAGCCAGAGUCAUCAAGCGCAUCGAGCGACCCGACGGCGGCCUUACCCGUCUUCGCGGCAAUGUUCAACAACUGCCCAACCAGAAUACGUUUGUCGGAUGGAGUCAACAGGGUUACCACUCCGAGCACGCGCCUAACGGUGAUGUAUUGAUGUGGGCAAAGUUCGCCUCCGACAGAUUCUCCAGCUACCGCUCUUACAAAUUCGACUGGAUUGGUCGCCCAUCCGACCCUCCUGACGUCGUCUCAUCGGUCUACGGCACAAAACUCGAAGACGUCCUCACCAUCAUACACGUCAGCUGGAACGGCGCCACAGAUGUAGCAGGAUGGAACUUUUACGCACGCUCUUACGAAGACGGCAACAACGUCUUCAUCGGAUACACCGCAAAGACUGAUUUCGAGACCAUGUACCUGGCUGAUGGAUAUAUGGAUUGGGUUUCCGUAGAGGCUGUCGACAAGGACGGCAAUGUCCUCGGCUCAUCAGAAAUCCACCGUACUGAUAUGCCUGAGAACUGGAAGUCUGUUGGCUUCCAAGGGUCCGCCGCACCUACACCCGACGAUCCCUCUUUAGUUUAUAUUCCCGAGAGUGGAACCGACAAUGUUAUCGAUGAUGGUACCUCCGCCUCUCGUGUUAAGUCGCAAGAUCAGAUUUACGCGGAUACCAAGGAAGUUGCCAAGUCGGUAUACAAGGUAUAUGCCCUUCUCCGUGGAAUUGAGUGGUUUGCCGUCCUGGCCUUUUUCGGGUGUCUUGUCUUGGGCAUUGUUCUCGGUGUGAAGCGUUUCCUGCGUCGUCGUCGACAAGUUAGCUCUUAUAAGAACGUUCCCACUGAGGAAGGUCUUGAAGAUGCGGAGAGUCUUCCUGUGGAAGAGAUUCCUCUUCGCCGGAAUUCAGAUGGUUAG
This is a messenger RNA of Penicillium malachiteum, 1896 nucleotides long. RefSeq lists its product as uncharacterized. The transcript is spliced from 3 exons. The record is from RefSeq and is a predicted model, not a curated record. NCBI's taxonomy places the organism in Eukaryota, Fungi, Ascomycota, Eurotiomycetes, Eurotiales, Aspergillaceae. Bases 1 to 1896 code for a protein of 631 amino acids.